Molecule: messenger RNA, 1575 nt
Organism: Kuraishia capsulata CBS 1993
Lineage: Eukaryota; Fungi; Ascomycota; Pichiomycetes; Pichiales; Pichiaceae
Exons: 1
Coding region: 1-1575 (524 amino acids)
Biological process (GO): transmembrane transport
Cellular component (GO): membrane
Molecular function (GO): transmembrane transporter activity
Source: RefSeq, a predicted model, not a curated record
AUGUCGAGCUCCAUCGACAGCCCCAGUAUCAUCGACAAGACUCCCGUUGCUGAGGUGGAGGUUCAGCCUCAGCUGACCACCGUGCUCUCAGUCAACGGAGAGGUCAUUGACUUGAAGCCCUCUGAUUAUGAUGACGCUUUGCAGUAUGCUGCCGAAUCUGAAAACCUGGUUAUCGACCCUGUUUACGAGAAAAAGCUCGUCAGAAAAAUCGAUUGGUAUAUUAUGCCUAUGAUCGCGAUCCUGAUGUCCUGCCAAAUGAUGGAUAAGACUACCAAUUCAUACGCAGCUAUUAUGGGCCUUAGAACUGAUCUCCACAUGAGCGCCGAGGAGUAUACCUGGGUUGGCUCUUCCUUUUAUCUCGGAUAUCUAGUAUUUGAAUAUCCAGCAGGUGUCGUUCUUCAGAAAUGGCCGCUAUCAAAAGUAUUGACUGCAGCCAUCUUAAUUUGGGGUAUCGUUCUUAUGUGCCAUGCUGCCUGCCAGGGAGCCGCAACUUUUCUUCUUUGUCGUACUCUGCUCGGAAUUUUUGAGGGCUUCAUGAACCCAGCCUACAUUUUGUUGACCUCGCAAUGGUACAAGAAGGACGAACAGUUCAUGAGAACGUGUUUCUGGUACGGAUCCCAAGGUCUUGGAACUCUUCUCGGAGCUGGUAUUGCACAUGGGCUUUACACAAUGAGAACGGGCGACCAUACAUUGGCUAGCUGGAGGCUCUUUUAUAUCAUAACCGGUGUUAUAACGCUGGUGAUGGGUGUUAUCUCGUUGUUCCACAUUCCCGAUGUCCCCGUCAAGGCUUGGUUCUUGAACGAGACCGACAAGAAAUACUGCGUGGAGAGAAGCAGACAAAACCAACAGGGAUUUGGUAAUCAUCGUCUCAAGACGCCUCAGCUCAUAGAAGCCUUCAAGGAUCCAAUCACCUAUUUGGUUUUCAUCUACGCAUUGACCUACGCCAUUCCUAACGGUGGUCUCAAUAAUUUCGGUUCUAUUUUGCUGAACGACGAUUUCAACUUCUCCACGGGCCAGUCGAUGCUCAUGAACAUGCCAGGUGGUGGUAUUGAUGUGAUAAUCCCUCCUGCUGUUGCUAUUUUGAACCACAAGGUGCUGAGAGACAAGAGAUUGAUAUCUAUGAUCCUCGUCAACUUGCUCUGUGUGGUUGGUUCGUGUUUGCUGACAUUCACAUCUCCCAAGGGCUCUAGAUUGACUGGUUACUACCUUCUCUAUACAUCCACCACCUGUAUGGCUGGUAUGGCCUCUAUUGUCUCUUCAAACGUUGCUGGUCACACGAAGAAGGUUGCCGUGGGUACUUUCUUUCUGAUUGGCUAUUGUGUUGGUAACAUGAUUGGACCUCAGACCUUCAGAGAGUCUCAGGCCCCAGGCUAUGCUGGUGCUAAGACUGCCAUGUUGGUUUCAUACUGUGUGGGUGCCAUUGCCAUGGCCGUGAUGUAUAUGAUCUACCGUUCCAGAAACAACUUCCGCGACAAGAGAAGAAUUGAGAUGGGCGAGAAGUAUGUCGUUCCAGACAACAUCGCAUUUGCUGAUUUGACUGAUAUGCAGAACCCCGAGCUCAGAUAUGAUCUAUAG